AUGCUGGAGCGGCGGAUAUAUCGAGAUGAUAUAGAUUAUACGGGCUCGACGGAUCCCAGACGUCAUACUGUCUGCCAAGAUAACGGCAAAGUUAAACAAGUCAGCUUUAACGUAACUGGCUGUCGCGAAGCAAUAUUUGUACAAGCCGGAGUGGCAGCUAUCAGAGUUGGAAGGCUCCUAUCAGAUUAUUUACUACCGGCGGCGCCUCCACGCCUGUCCCGUUCACAGCUCGAGAUCAAUACGGAGGCUGUCUCCACCCCAACUCUAGCCUCCUUCGAU
This is a messenger RNA of Brenthis ino (lesser marbled fritillary), 279 nucleotides long. The record is from the annotation of a GenBank genome assembly. NCBI's taxonomy places the organism in Eukaryota, Metazoa, Arthropoda, Insecta, Lepidoptera, Nymphalidae.